Messenger RNA from Aegilops tauschii subsp. strangulata, 1836 nucleotides. Its product is annotated as acetylserotonin O-methyltransferase 1. The record is from RefSeq and is a predicted model, not a curated record. Lineage: Eukaryota; Viridiplantae; Streptophyta; Magnoliopsida; Poales; Poaceae. Gene Ontology annotation, molecular function: protein dimerization activity; O-methyltransferase activity.
ACAAGCUCAGCAAAAAUGGCACCCACCCAAGAAAAGCAUAGCUCUGAGGAGUUGCUCCAGGCUCAAGUUGAUCUUUGGCACCACGCAUUGGGAUUUGUCAAGUCCAUGGCACUCAAAUGUGCAAUGGAAUUGCAAAUCCCUAACACCAUCCAGCACCAUGGUGGGUCUAUGACCCCUUCAGAAUUGGCCGCAAAGAUUGGGCUCCAUCCGUCUAAGCUUCCUCGCUUACGGCGACUCAUGCGUGUGCUCAUUGUGUCAGACAUCUUUGUUGUUCAUGAAGUAGCCUCGCCAAACAAGGAGGUUGCUUACGGGCUUACCCCAACCACACGCCUACUUGCUAUCGAUGAAGUUAGAUCAAACCUAUCUCCCAUUCUAUCUUUGAUACUUGAUUCAACUGUCACUGCCCCCUUUUCUGGCAUGCACUCAUGGUUCCUAGACGAGCAUUCCACGUCCCUGUUCGAGAAAGCUCACGGCCUUAACGUUUGGGAGAUGGCUGCCCAGAACAGUACUUACAACCAGCUAAUCAAUGACGCGAUGGUUUCUGAUAGUAACUUUCUCAUGGAUAUCAUUUUGAGGGAGUGUUCUGGUGUAUUUCUUGGCAUAAAGUCGCUUAUUGAUGUCGCCGGAGGACAUGGUGGAUCUGCCAAGGCAAUUGCUAAGGCGUUCCCGCAAAUGAAAUGCAGUGUGUUGGAUCUCCCUCAUGUGGUUGAAGAAGCUCCUACUUUCGACCAUGUGUCGUUUAUUUCUGGUGAUAUGUUUAAGUACAUUCCACCAGCGGAUGCUCUCUUCCUGAAGUGGGUUUUCCAUGACUGGGGUGAUGAAGAUUGUGUCAAGAUACUGAAAAAUUGCAAGGAAGCUAUACCUUCCAGAGAAGCUGGUGGAAAGGUGAUAAUCAUAGAUAUGGUGGUUGGAUCUGGGCCAGAUGAGAUUAUAACAAGGGAGACACAGGUUUUGUUUGAUCUCUUUAUCAUGUGUUUUGAGGGGAUUGAGCGAGAGGAACAUGAGUGGAAAAGGAUAUUCAUGGAAGCUGGGUUCAGCAACUACAAAAUUAUAUCAGUGUUGGGAGUUAGAUCUGUUAUUGAGCUCUACCCUUGAACACUCCCAUGAAAAUUACGUGGUAAUCAGUGUUGUAUGUUAAUAAACUGGCAUGGCACGUGUGCUUUCUGGUUGCAUGCCAUUGGCCUAAUGUGGUGAAUAAUAUACUGUCUUAUUGUAUUUUUCCGAGGUGUGAGCGCUGUGAUAAAUGAAUUAGCUCGCGUACUGUAUCACAAAUGUGUGUAGAAGGUUACUAGAAUCUGUUUAAAUUUUUUUUGUGGGAAUUGGGGUAACAUAUGCUGAUAUUAAUAUGCUAUGCCCAUGUUUCAGUGCUCACUCUUGUUUUUCAGCGUUAGUACCUUCGUGAAUCGAUCUAUGCAUGUGUAAGUUGUUUAUAUUACUGCGUAUUAUGCACGCUUGACAGUCCUGUGUGACCCCACAUACUUUCUUCCAUGGAUGGUCACUCAUGCGACUAUGAUUGAACUGAAAUAUGAAUCUGCCAUACAGGCAUUAGUAAGCUGCACCCCCCAUGCUGUUGUGUUCAAAUUGUUGUUAUCAAUUAUUCAGGUGAUGCGUUCCUGAAUGUCAGUUUAAAUGGGACCAAAGGCACAGCCAUUUUUCUGUUGCUCUCUGCCUCACACAUACAUGACUGUUUUGGAAGUAUACACGUAGACUGUUUUGUGAAGUUCCACAUUGUGACCAUCCUCGAGUUCUGACUUCUGAAGAUUACUUGCACUGAGUUGGAUAUACUUCUGUUAAGCUGGAUAUAUUUUUGUGUCGACAAGGUUUGGCAUUCGCGCC